AAGCACUUUAAUAGAAAGACAGCUACAGUGUUUAUAGCAUCAUAAUUGACAAAAAAUACUAAAAUUCUUAAAUUAUAAAUGGUUUCUAGACCUAAAUUAGCUCAUAAUCAAGACUAUAGGCACCAAAAGUUUAAAGUUCUGAACAAGCACGUCAUUUGGUUGUCGAAGGUCAUCUCAAGGCACAUUUACGUAACUGGUGUUUACAUGGCUCUGGGCCUUUUCAGUUUGCUUGAGUCUUUAGUUUUGAUGCUUAAUGCCAUUUGUAUCCUACACGAGAAAAGAUUUCUGUCUAAAAUUGGCUGUGGCCGGACAGAUAAUGAAUACAGUCCCCCUACAACUGUGAAGUAUCAGUUUUUAACGUUUAUCCACUCUAUCCGGACUGUAAUGAGAGUACCACUGAUAGGUGUCAAUAUCGCGAUGAUUGUUUUCAAGUUAGUCUUCGGAUGAUUCCUGUGCAAUAAUGAUAUCCGAAUGCUGCACUUGAUUUUUAAAGUCGAACUCCUUUUAUCUAACUCUAUUUUCAUACUAAGUUACAUCGAUAUUGAGAUCUUGCUUCUAAUAUCCACCGAGCACUGUUUUCUACAUUUAACCUUCUUUUGUAAGCGGCGAAUUAUUGAUGACUUUAGUUUUUAGAGGAUGCUGUUCACUGAAUUUGGUAUUAUACAUUUCUCUGUCAGCAGAACCUAUAUUUUAAGAUACAAAUACAUUUUCAUGUGUGUUUAUUCGUGUACAUUCAAUUUAAGAUGAACCAGCUUCACGCACAAAUAAAAAGUGUAAAGUCUUGGAUUUGCUAACCUAGUUUUUUUCUAUUUCCCUUUAAAUACUUCUUUAAUUAGGACUCUUUUGGUUUUGUAUUUUUGUAAAGGUUUGGAUAUAUCCCUUUGAAAAGAUCGGAGAGCAGCUGCAUUUCUAUGGGUGUAUUUUACAUCCAUAUAACAAUAUAAAGUUCUCUGUUUACUCAUUUAGGGCACAGUUUAAUAUGUUUAAAGCCGAGGAGAGUUUUUUUGUCUCGAUUAUUCAAUGAUUACUCACCAUUUGGGCGUUUUUGGUUACAUUACUUGGGCACCUGGGCAGUAUCACAGCCCUCAC
Messenger RNA from Schistosoma rodhaini, 1089 nucleotides. Lineage: Eukaryota; Metazoa; Platyhelminthes; Trematoda; Strigeidida; Schistosomatidae. The record is from the annotation of a GenBank genome assembly.